AUGGGUUCGAUCUAUUUGUCCAAUUCUCUACCCAUAACUCGACUUCCUCUACUUACAUCACUCAAUCAAUCUCUUCUUCCUCCUAUUUCACCCUUCUCUCUUAUUCCUCUCUCUAAUCGUCGUCCCUCCAAUUUUUCACCGUUAAUCGCCGUCUCCGCCGCCUUUGCAGCUCCUGCCGGCGUUAAUAAUAACUCCGUUCCGGCCAAAAAUGGAGGUUAUACAGUUGGGGAUUUCAUGACAAGGAGACAGCAUUUACAUGUUGUUAAGCCUUCAACUUCGGUUGAUGAUGCAUUGGAACUUCUUGUUGAGAAGAAAGUCACUGGAUUGCCUGUAAUUGAUGAUGAUUGGAAUCUGGUUGGUGUUGUUUCUGAUUACGACUUGCUUGCAUUGGACUCCAUUUCUGGCCGCAGCCAAAAUGAUACAAAUUUGUUCCCUAACGUCGACAGUACCUGGAAAACGUUUAACGAACUCCAGAAACUGAUAAGUAAGACAUACGGAAAAGUUGUUGGAGAUUUGAUGACGCCUUCUCCUCUCGUUGUCCGUGACUCUACCAAUUUAGAAGAUGCAGCUAGGUUGCUUCUGGAAACAAAGUUCCGAAGAUUACCAGUCGUAGAUUCGGAUGGAAAACUGAUCGGGAUCCUUACAAGGGGGAAUGUUGUACGCGCUGCGCUGCAGAUCAAACGUGAAACCGAGAACUCUACGUAG
Arabis nemorensis is the source of this 705-nucleotide messenger RNA. The record is from the annotation of a GenBank genome assembly. NCBI's taxonomy places the organism in Eukaryota, Viridiplantae, Streptophyta, Magnoliopsida, Brassicales, Brassicaceae.